AUGCUCACCCGACCAGACGAGCUGGCCCUGAUGGAUCCGCUCACCGUCGAUGAUGUGGGCGAUCUCAUGGAUGAAAUGGAACAGCGAGACUCUCCUCGAGCCAUCGUUCCCAUCUCACAAGACUCCACGCUCGUCGUCUCGAGGCUCUCAAAAAGCACUGUGACCGCUCCCAUCAUGGAGAUCUACAAGCCAAAGCCACCCAAGCUGAGCAAUCCAGCAACCACAAUCCCAGUCAAGGAACAAGAUCAGCCCCAACUAGCAACACCACUCAAGAGACGCCUCAGAACCACAAUCACCGAUGACCUCCCACCUAACGAACAAACCUGCCCAGGCGCAACAACACCCACAAAGCACGCAAGACAAGAGACACCUGCUACCUCGCCCGGAAGUGAACACAAAAGACGCAAAGGAAUCCCGAUUCCCCAAAGCUGGGAAUUAGCAACUGCUGAGGAUAUACUUCUCUUCAAACUGAAAGAGUACGGGGGAACCUGGGCUGAGAUCACAGCAGAAUGGAACAACAUCAGCGGGUUGAGGUAUGCGUCGAGCACAAUCUCGAAUCGGUGGACUAAAAUCCAUUCCACUCUUGGAGAUCCGCCUGAGAGAAUAUGGGAUCUGGAUUCUAGUAUGUCUUCCUGA
Messenger RNA from Penicillium maclennaniae, 636 nucleotides. RefSeq lists its product as uncharacterized. The coding region runs from base 1 to 636 and encodes 211 amino acids. The transcript has a single exon. NCBI's taxonomy places the organism in Eukaryota, Fungi, Ascomycota, Eurotiomycetes, Eurotiales, Aspergillaceae. The record is from RefSeq and is a predicted model, not a curated record.